AUGACACUUCGUUCAGGAAGAAGAAGAAUUAACGUCGGCUACCCCAAAUUAUCCUGUCGUACAUUAGAAGAGGAUCAACGUCCUGAAAAAGACGAUGCUUGUCAUCUCGUGAAAUUCAUUUGCAAUCAUUACAGAAAGGAAAUUAAUGAAACUGCAGCAAUGAAUUUAUUAUGGAAUAAAAGAUUUCUUAUUGAUAAAUUUCAUUAUCAUAAUCAUAUUGAUCUAUGGUGCAGACGAUACUUGGACUAUCGACAAUUUCCUGAAACAGAAAUUCUAAAUUUACAAUCAUGCGAACAAACCAACAGUUGGCUUGGCAGAUACAAAUAUAUUGUUUCAGAAAUGAAUUAUAGCAAAGCCAGCUCAUUCCUAUUAAUUAUAUCUCAUUAUUAUAAUUUGAAAAAACUAAUUAAUAACGUCAAAUUAAAUAAUGAUACAGAUUCAAAAAUUAAUAAUGGUGGAGCCGAUCAACAGCAAGAUGAUCAACACAACUGUUCGCCACGAAAUUUGAGGUGUUAUUCACUAGCACAGGAAGAUGAACAAGAUGACGAAAUGGACACAGAUGACGAAUAUGGAUUAGGUACAUUUCCAUCAUAA
Molecule: messenger RNA, 594 nt
Organism: Didymodactylos carnosus
Lineage: Eukaryota; Metazoa; Rotifera; Eurotatoria; Philodinida; Philodinidae
Source: the annotation of a GenBank genome assembly